Molecule: messenger RNA, 3438 nt
Organism: Solea solea (common sole)
Lineage: Eukaryota; Metazoa; Chordata; Actinopteri; Pleuronectiformes; Soleidae
Gene: phc2b
Product: polyhomeotic homolog 2b (Drosophila)
Exons: 15
Coding region: 120-3077 (985 amino acids)
Cellular component (GO): PRC1 complex; nucleus
Molecular function (GO): protein binding; zinc ion binding
Source: RefSeq, a predicted model, not a curated record
GGGUUUGGAUACAGCACAGAAACGCACUCGAACACGCUCACUCAUUCACUCAGCCAGCCACUCAGUAAGGCAGACAAAGAGGAGCAAUAUUCUGCAGGAGGACAACACACUCCCGGGGGAUGGGGCAUCAUACUCCUGCAUCACGUUGGGGGGGCCAGAGAAGGCACAGGAGAGCCAUUCAGAAGAGUCGGGGGUCAAAGGUGAGAAGAGCAGAGGGCACCAUGGAGAGUGAGCCGGGGGCUCCAGCCUCUACGGCCAGCAACACUGGGACCACCACUUCCUCCACCACCAGCUCCUCCACCACCACAGCUGCCAGCAGUAGUAAUAGUACCUCUAACACUACUGCUACUACUUCCACUGCUUCCACCAGCAGUAGUAAUAGUAACAGCAGCAGCAUUAGUAGUAGUAACACUAGCAAUAGUGUCAGUAGUGGUACUACAACAGGAAGACAGACAGUGCCUCAGAUAUCAGUUUACAGUGGAAUACCUGACCGACAAACAGUGCAGGUGUUCCAGCAGGCUCUACACAGACAGCCUAACACUGCAGCCCAGUACCUGCAGCAGAUGUAUGCAGCCCAGCAGCAGCAUCUGAUGCUACAAACUGCAGCGCUCCAGCAGCACAAUCUCAGCACUGCUCAGCUCCAGAGCCUGGCUGCUGUACAACAAGCCAGUAUUGCAGCUGGGCGGCAAAGCUCUUCGCAGAAUGGCACUUCAUCUCAGCAAACAGGAUCUACUCAGGCUACGAUCAACCUGACCACCUCCCCAGCAGCAGCUCAGCUGAUCAGCCGCGCUCAGAGCAUCAGUUCAACCCCAACCAGUAUUUCCCAGCAGGCUGUCCUGCUGGGCAGUCCAUCGAACACGACUCUCACAGCGAGCCAGGCACAGAUGUACCUGCGUGCACAGAUGGCCCAGCAGAGUAACCUUGUACAGGUGGCCAGGAGCCUCGGUCGAGCUGUUCCUCUGUCCCCUCAGCUCAUCUUUACUCCAACAGCCACGGUGACAGCUGUCCAGUCAGAGAGCACGCAGGCGUCCUCACAGAAUCAGGUCCAGAACCUCGCCAUCCGUGGCCAGCAGGGGGCGACCACAUCCUCCUCUCAGACUCUGCAGGCUCUCAGUCUGAAGCAGAGUCCCAUGUCCAUCCAGCCCACUGCACUGAUUAAGAAUCCCAGCCAGGGGACGCAGGUUGCUACAGGAGGGAAGACCAGCUUCUCCUCUGACAUUUCCUCUGAUGGAGGGAAGAAAGGAGAUGGUGCAGCCGUCACAGAAGUCAGAGCGAUAAACAUGAGCCGCAGUGUCACAGCCGUCAGUGCUCAGCCUCUGAUUGCUCCAGCUUACACGCAGAUUCAGCCACAAUCCCUGGUUCAGCAGCAUAAACAACAUCAGCAGCAGUUUGUGGUCCAUCAGAGUCAAAGUUCCCAGAAGUCAGCUGGGCAGCUGCUACAGACGGCUUCCAUUCAGCCGUCACAGCAUCCUGUCCCUGUGCUGCCCAAACCCGCUCCACACCUGCCCUCUACACCUAACCAGCAGGCCACAAUCUUCCACUCCACCAUUAGCCCCCACGCCCUCCACUCCUCCCUCAGCCAUGCCAAGGCUCAGCCUGUCCAGCUCACUGCUAUCAACCUUCAAAUACAGCCAACAGCCUCUAGACUGGUUCAGGACAGUAAAGACAAGCCAACCUCACUGGUGGUGAGAGAGACGUGUCCGACACCCUCUACGCAGCAGCAGCAGCAGCAGAAGCAGCAGCAACUACAACAGCAGCAGCAGCUACAACAGCAGCUACAACAGCAGCAGCAGCUACAACAACAGCAGCAGCAACUACAACUACAACAACAGCAGCAGCAACAACAGCAACAACAACAGCAGCAACAACAGCAGCAGCAGCAGCAACAACAACAACAACAGCAACAACAACAACAACAACAACAACAACAACAACAGCAGCAGCAGCAGCAUCCUGCACCCUUGCCAUCACAACCUGCCAAGCCUGUAGAGCAGCCCAAGGUCGACCCCACUACCCCAGCUGUUCAGCCACAAGGAGGGAGCUCAACCAAGAGUCCGACUGCUGUACCCGUGACUCCACCUCCAACCAUGACCUCAGGAAAUGAGAGUGAGGUGCCCGGCGUGAUAGGCAGCGCACCGCAGAAUGGGGAGAACAAACCGCCCCAGGCCAUUGUCAAGCCUCAGGUCCUCACGCAUCUCAUCGAAGGCUUUGUCAUCCAGGAGGGAGCCGAGCCAUUCCCAGUCUGUGUGGAGCGGCUGCCCAUUCUCAUCAACAGCCCAAAGAAACUGGACCGUCAGCUCUCCUCAGAUCCUGACAAAACUCCAGUCAGCAACGCAGCAAACAGCGACUCUGAGCCGGAGGACAUGAACCUGACAGAAAAAGAACUAGAACCAAAGCUGACAUGUGAAUACUGUGGCUGGGUCGACUUUGCCUACACCUUCAAGGCCUCUAAAAGAUUCUGUUCCAUGGUUUGUGCAAAGAGGUACAACGUGGGUUGCACAAAGAGGAUAGGCCUUUUCCGUCCGGAGAGGAGUAAACCAACCAAUCGCUGGCGAAGAAAAGCUCAGGGUCGUUCCAGUAUAGAAGCAAAGAAGCAGAAGCUGUCCCCCUGCCCGCAGCAGACUCAAGCUGGUUCCUUAUCCUCACCACAUCCCUCACAGCCCAGUCAGGAGGAGUCCAGCCCGUGUUCGGACAUGUCCAGCUACGAGGAGCCACCAUCUCCUCUGUCAGCAGCCAGCUCAGGUCCUCCAGCUCCUACCCCAGCCCCUGCUCAGGUCCCUGUACGAAGGCAGCCGAGUAGAGCCUCAGACCAGGAGGGCUCCUGUGGGAGAGAUGCACCCUCACUCAGUCAGCAUUUUGUAUCAAGCGACCCUACCAGGUGGAAUGUGGAGGAAGUUUACGAGUUCAUCCGUUCACUGCCAGGUUGUCAGGAGAUAGCAGAUGAGUUUCGGUCUCAGGAGAUUGACGGACAGGCCUUGCUCCUUUUAAAGGAGGACCACCUCAUGAGCACCAUGAACAUUAAACUGGGGCCUGCACUCAAGAUCUUUGCACGCAUCAACAUGCUUAAAGACUCAUAGCAGCUCUUGUGUGUGUGUGUGUGUGUGUGCUUGUGUGUGUGUGUGUGUGUGUGUGCGUGUGCAAAGGUCGGCGUGUAAAACCUUCAUUGUAGCACUGACAGCACAGAGUAUUGACUGCACUAUGACCCUGUCUUCUCUGUUCCCUUUGAUCCAGGAUCCCUUUUGCUGGAUUUGACCCACAUUUCCAGCUCAAUAAACCAUGUUAUUAUUUAAACCUGGCUACUGGAACUGAUAGUGGUCUCACAAUGAGCACUUGAAAACGUUACCUUUUUUUAUGGUUAAACCAUUAUAAGUACAAUAUUAAUUGCUAUUGAAUGUCACAGAAACACCAGCAUCUCGGACUAAAACAAAACUUUGUCCA